UAGGCCUUAAAGGCAUCCGGAACUUGGAAACCUUUAUGAGUCUUCCAAUUAUCUAUGUGCCUGUUUGGGCCAUAGAAUUUAAGGGCUAGAAAGUACGGAAACCAACCAGUCAAAUAGAAAAGCAUCGUCAGCCUUCGCUGUCCCUGAUUGGGCAGUUUGCAUAAAGCGAUGUAAGCAGCCACCUAUCGGAGUAUGGAAGCUCUCCGCCUCCUGGGCUGGAACGGCGCUGAAUUUGAAGUGGGUGGCCGAAAAUCCAGUUCUGCUCCCACCCCACCCCACCAGGACCCGCGAAGCUCAAUGUCUCUCCAAGGGGGGUUCGGCGCAGAACGACCCAACAGGAUAAGCGAGAUGGAGGGGAUGACGCUGUGAGGGUCGAGGAGGGGAACGGGCAUUACCCAAGAUGGACCCCCGGGAAGCCGGUGGGGGCCGCGAGAGCAGCAGUUCCAUGGACCGGCACCUGAGGAGCAGCCGCCGCCGGUUCACCUCUGUCAUGAGCAGCAUUAUCGAGAAGUACAACUUUCCCUUUGAUGGUGAUACGAUUGUCUCUAUCAAAUCGCUGACUUACGAUACACCGGAUGGGCCAAAAUCUUGGGGAGAAGAGUCAAUUACUGAAAUAACAAAGAACUCUGAUCAGGAUACUGUGCAAUGUCAGAAAAAUGCAGACAUAAAAGGAGAGCAGAUUUCUGAUGCUGAAGAUGAAGACUAUGAGGAUUAUCAGUCAUCUGAGGAAGAACAGUUCACGAAUUCACAUGGAGAGAAUCUACUUGAUUUUGGUCACAAAAACAAAACAGAUUUGGCAUCCAUUAAAAGACGUUUGGAAAAUACACAUAUCAAGGAGAAUAUUCCUCUUGUGCACUAUUCUGGAACACCUGACAAGAAUAAAUUCAAUGUUGAAAUGGAUGUGCUGUUGGAGGACUGUACCAGCUCCUUGCCAAAGUUGCUUACGGUUACAAGAACAGAAGCAAAUAAUGUUCACCAAAGGUCUCCUUCCCAAGAGUUGGUGGGUGACUCUAUAUCUGAUCACCAUGCUGUGGUCCUGAGGAAGCAAGCACAUUCUACACAUGGAGCUACUUCAUCUAUAUUUACACAGUUGUGCAACUCUGCUUCUCCAGUGUUAUCUGCUUCAACAACUGUAGAGGGAAAUCAAUCCCUUUGGAACAAUAAUGAAACUGGCUACAGUAGCUUUUUGGAAAUGUACGAAUCUGCCAAUGAGCAUUGUUCUUGGAAUAAUGUAACAAUAGCAGACUUGUAUCCAGGAAUGGUGAAAGAACUCAGCAGGCUGAUGUGUGAAGUGUCCUACAAAGCCUCUUCCUCAUUACUCAAACGCUACAGAUAUGGGUAUUGGCAUCCUAAAAAAACAAAGCUUAAUGGCGCUACAGAAAGAGUGAGGAAGUUCAGAGCAUUAAAAGUGAAGCCUAGUUUGACCAUUACAAAAGAUGUUUGGAAGAGGAAUAAACUGCCCAUGGCAAAUAAUGGAAGCAAUAGUACUUUUGAUUAUGGCAAGCCCCAAAGACAGUGUUCACUGAACAAUGUCACCAGAGUAAUGUCUUCCACAUAUAAUACAAACAGAAUGGAAACAAACUGUUCUGCCAUUGCAGAAUAUCAUUCAUACACACAGAGACCACGACAACAUGCUGUGGGGGCUACUAUUUUUCCUUGUAAUAUUUCUACAGAAGAAACGUUUCUAGUCGAAGGUCCACCUUGCAUCCCUUCAUUUUCAGACUGUAUUAAAAAAGGUCAGUCUUCCAAAGACUACUCUUCUGCAAAUUACAAAGUAGAUUCAGGACAAACACUUUGUCUAGCAGAAGAAGAUUCAACGGAGAGAAUGAGCACUAUGACAUUCAAGCCUACAUCAUGUUUAAGCUUGUCCUUGAAUAGUAGCACAAGUAUUUCUUUGCAAAAUAUCAAGUUUUCUCCAGUGAAAACCUUAAAUAAGCUACCGGACAAUCAUGAAAUUAAAAAGUUCAGUACAGCUGUUUCACUACAACGAAGUCAUUCAUUUCCAUCACUUCCCAUUAACAGGAGUCCCAUCAAAGCUCAGAAGAAACAUGAAGAUGCAUUUGAAAAAAUGUACAAAGAAUUGUGUUCCCCAAAACUGCAGAAACCAGCUAAAUUUGCAAGUAUAUGCACAAGCCCAAGGAAGUCGCCAGAAUCACACCUGUCUGUUUUUAAUAGACUGCCUUCAAAGACCUAUAAGAAUCCUAACACAUUUGAUAGUAUUUAUCAGAAAUUGUGUUCUGAAGGAUUUCCAAAAAUCCCUACAUUUCUGAGAGCUGCAAACUUAAAACGAUAUGAAGGAAUACAAAUGUCUGAAACAGUAAAUGCCCUAGUCAAUUCUCCCAUAAGAACUCUUCCUGCAGUUACCAGAAUUAAAAGAGCAGCCAAUUUCUACAAUGAAGAUCUUCAGUUUUCACCCAUGAAAAGAUUAAAAAAUAUAUCCGAAAAUUCUUCAUAUAGAAUAUGUCAGAAACCGCCUUACUGGAAAAACAUUAAUUUUCAGAAAUCUGACAUUACUUUCACAUUGCAUACUCCUAAUACAAACAAUUGGGCCUCAAAAAAUCUGGAUACUGGAUUUUUUGUUCCUUCAAAUCACAGCUUUCUGGCUAGGUCAAGCACUUGCAUGCAAGAAUCCAGGCAUGCAGGUGAAAACAUUCCCAGAUCUUUACAAAGCUGUGGCUCCCUCAGAAAGGCGCAAAACGGGGUGUCCAGAAAACUCGGCUAUAAUGAUGGGAGAGUCAGAAGUACAGGUGCUUAUGCAGACGAACUUGUAUGCAGAGAUUACCAAGGAUCAUUUCAGGAGGGAUGCAGUGAUGAAAUAUCAUGAUUUUACAAGAACAAAAUAUUGUGAUUAUGCCCUGCCAUUUGCAAAAUGCAUAUGCUUCAAGGGAAGCUGAGUAGCAGCCACAGCUCUUGAACAGUUCUUCUGUUUUGCUUCCAGGGCUUAAGAAGCUAUACUGCCUAUUCUUCCUUCUUGAGAGCUCACCAGACUGGAGAAGUGUCUCCUAUAGAGAACUACUUUCUUGAAUUGGUGGGGGAAGGUAGAGAAUAUAUGUUCAGCUAUUUCUAAUGUGUUCUGCUUGUCUAGUCAAAAUCUGUGCAUAAAUGUAGUAAUAAGCUGUUUAAUGCAUUUAAUGUACAAUUCAGUGAACAGAAAAUUUCAUUGCUAAAAAUACUGGAUUUAGAUGAACCUAUAAUGUGGCUUGUAAUAUGCUGUAUUUCGUUCUAAUGUAUUAAAUGUAUAUUGCUUGACACUUAUAUCCUGCCUAAUAAAACUUUUAUAUUGCUGUA
This is a messenger RNA of Hemicordylus capensis (graceful crag lizard), 3288 nucleotides long. RefSeq names its product Holliday junction recognition protein (gene HJURP). Gene Ontology annotation, biological process: CENP-A containing chromatin assembly. The coding region runs from base 401 to 2824 and encodes 807 amino acids. The transcript is spliced from 13 exons. NCBI's taxonomy places the organism in Eukaryota, Metazoa, Chordata, Lepidosauria, Squamata, Cordylidae. Gene Ontology annotation, molecular function: histone binding. The record is from RefSeq and is a predicted model, not a curated record. Gene Ontology annotation, cellular component: chromosome, centromeric region.